Babesia ovata is the source of this 2202-nucleotide messenger RNA. RefSeq names its product Vps52 Sac2 family protein, putative. The transcript is spliced from 2 exons. Gene Ontology annotation, biological process: retrograde transport, endosome to Golgi; Golgi to vacuole transport; endocytic recycling. Lineage: Eukaryota; Apicomplexa; Aconoidasida; Piroplasmida; Babesiidae. Gene Ontology annotation, molecular function: syntaxin binding. The coding region runs from base 1 to 2202 and encodes 733 amino acids. The record is from RefSeq and is a predicted model, not a curated record. Gene Ontology annotation, cellular component: GARP complex.
AUGCGUGAUCAUCACCAUACCCAGCUACUAGACAUAGCUCCAGAUGCCUUCGCAGAGGACCUCAAAUGGUUGCUGGGUGGUGUGGAUGCGCCGCACUCGUUGGAAGAUCUAGAGCCAUGGCGUAAUGCAAUUGUUAAGCGCUAUUUCGAACCUGCCGACGAACAGGAACCAUCGCAGCCGGGGCCAGCAAUAGUUGAUGUACAAAAUGAAGCAGAGGAGGAGUCCGAAGUUGAGUUUCGCGUCAUAACUCAACUUAAUUCCAUCAUCAGUCGGGUGGACUUAGCACGCCAACAAUGGCAAGAUGAAGUGACGGAGGCAUUCCUCGCUCACGAGGAAGAGAUAUCUGAGUUCUCAACGGACAUGAACUACUGCGAUUCAACCAUCAAACUCAUAGAAGAGGCGCUCACCAAACAUUACAAGAGCCUGGAGGCCGCGUCGACCUACAUUAAAAAUUUGCACACUGAAUCAUCGGCACUGUCGGCUUGUCUCGACAACAGACAGGCAUUUCUAAAGGCUGUGCAAGGGUACCUCGACGAUAUCGCAGUGUCGCCGUCGUUGAUCAGGGCAAUAUGCCACGAACCCAUCGGGGAACCGUAUGUCAAACUUCUGGAACAAUUCCAGGCGAAGGUACACAAAAUGAAGACCCUUUAUGAAGGAGCACCGUACCCAUCGCUGCACCCUUCGAAAAUACAGAUGAAGAAGCUGGAACUGGUUAUAGUAGGGCGCAUAUACGACUUCUUGAGGCUAGAAAUCGCGAAACUCGCAACUCCAAAGGCGAAUCUGCAAAUGAUACAGAACACAAAUUUCCUACGACUAAGGCCUCUAUUUGCAUAUAUCAGGGAUACUAAUGCGAAUUAUGCGAAUGAAAUUAAAAGCCAGUACGCGAAAACGCUUCGCAAGAUAUACUGCCACCUCUUCUCAAGCUAUUAUGCGGCGCUGGAGAGGUGCCGGAGAAAAAAUCGCUACAAGGAUAUAGGAGUUUUUAUGAAAAGGUCCACAAAAACUCCAGCGGGAUAUUUUCUGUUGGAUGACAGAGAUCAACUGGUGAUCAACUUCAAGGAUGACCCCAUCGUGCCUACAGGUUUGGAACUGGAGAGCCUGGGGUUCGAGGAUAUUUUUAAAUCAUUCCUAAAGCUGCUGGUGGAUACAGCCUUCAGUGAGUACGUGUUCAUUAGCCAGUUUUUUGAGCAGGGGGUGACUAACAUGUUCACCUAUAUAUUCGACGAAACGAUGCUACACCUUAGGGCCCGUGUGGAAACUUUAAUUAAGUCGUCAUACGAUCCCGUCAUGCUCAUCACACUCACGCUCCUAUUCGCAGCAAACAGGCAUGUUAUGCAACAUCGUGGCGUUACGCUGCUGGAUGAGACGCUUGGCAAGUUGCAGAACGACCUUUACUCGCGAGCCAUGCACCACCUCAAGAACAUGGCCAAGCAUGUCAUGUCAUGCACUCUGCAGGCAUCUUCAAGUACCCUGGACACAUGGCUGCCGGGGGCACACGCCAUCAAUCUUUCAAACCUCGUAUACGCGGCACUGCGACUCAAGGGAACACAGGAUAAGCUGGGAAUUGCCCCUAUCGCAUUCGAUUCGCUGGACCACCUCAUACAUGUGACGGUGUCGGCGUUAACGCUAAGAGGGCGGAAACUCAGCAACACCACCAAGCUGAAUGUUUUCGUAAUCGCAAACUGCGUGGCAUUCCUGCACCCACUCCAGGAAUUCAAGGACAGCGUCGUCGAAUUCGAGCCACCACUGAAUAAGCAUAUUGAGUCGUACGUCAGCAGCUACGUUGGCAUGGAGUUAGAAAACAUCAUCAACCUUGUUACGUCCCUUAAGGAGUCACUAGAAUCAAAAUCCGAGAAAGGGGGGCGAAUAACUUCAGCUGAAGUGGAGACUGAGAGCCAAGAUCCAGAUGAUACAGAGAAGAUUGACGAUGACACCGUCGCCAAAUGGCGUACGGCGGCCGAUGAAUUUGUUCAGUCGUCAAGGGACAAAUUCAAAGCCAUUACGUCAAAAGUAGAGCUACACUUUGCGCAGGAAGCAGCUGUGGAACGAGUUAAUGAUGCUGUGCUGAAGUCGAUCGAGGAUAUCUACUCUGAGUUCUAUACUAAUCUGGCAUCUGUUAUAAAUACUGGAGACCGGAGUUGGCUGGAAAGUCUGCCCCAAAGUACAGAUGUCAUCGAAUGGCUUAAAACUAGUCAUACGUGA